Elaeis guineensis (African oil palm) is the source of this 1601-nucleotide messenger RNA. RefSeq names its product transcription factor PCL1. Gene Ontology annotation, molecular function: DNA-binding transcription factor activity; DNA binding. Gene Ontology annotation, biological process: protein refolding; regulation of DNA-templated transcription. The record is from RefSeq and is a predicted model, not a curated record. Gene Ontology annotation, cellular component: nucleus; cytoplasm. Lineage: Eukaryota; Viridiplantae; Streptophyta; Magnoliopsida; Arecales; Arecaceae.
UUAAUAUAUUAAUAAAUAUAGUUAUUAAUUUUCAGAUUGGUGCAUGUGAGAUGCCAUGUUGGCACAGAUAUACAUCAAGAGAUUGAAAAAGCAUGUGUCUGCGUUUCACAAGUAGAAAACUUGAUCCUAUAAAUUUGUAAACAGCAUCUGCAAUUGUUUCCCAAUAACGCCCAGACCACGCACUGAAAUAGCAUCCGGGGUUUAUGAUGCAGAAUGUUGGUUAAUUAGCUACUAAGCUUGGGACCAUAUGGUUAAUUAGCUAAUAAGCUUGGGACCAUAUUUUAUCCCCAUAUGCAAUGUAAUAUGCUCGCUCAAACGGAAUCGAUGCUUGUGGUUGGUAAGCGUUCAUCCAAAACCUAUCCUUGGCGACGAUCUUAUCCCAUGGCUGUCCCUUUGACAGGAUGAGGCCAUGAAUGGAGCUUCCAUGCGUUUAAGGCCUCCCCUCUCCACCCAUCCCUUCUCUCCUCCUCUCCGUCUCCACCCCCCUCUCCUCUUCCUCCCUCCCACCCUCUUCCCCAAAUUUUCCAUCCCUGCCCGCUGCUAUGAGGCCUGCUCUCACUCCUCGCUCCCGUCCCCGCACCCAAGAACAAGCCUUGGUUGGAGCCCUUCGACGAAGAGGAGUGAGGCGAGAAGGCGCACCACCUAUUCCACGGUGAGAUCGAGCCGGAGGGAAUCGCCUUACGAGGUAUUGGGCGUGUCCCCGUCCGCAACACCUGACGCGAUCAAGAGGGCUUAUCGGAAGCUCGCCCUCAAAUAUCACCCCGAUGUCAACAAAGAGGCAAAUGCCCAAGAGAAAUUCAUGCGAAUUAAGCAUGCUUACAAUACCUUAUUGAAUUCAGAAUCAAAGUUCAAGUAUGGCGGUCACAGUUCAGAUUAUUCAAGAACAGCUGAAAGGAACAGUAGUACUCCAGAAGAAGAAUUUUAUGGCUUUGGCAAUUUUUUGAGAGAUGUUCAAAUAUCAAUAGCGGAAUUCUUUCAUGAUCUACAAGCAGAAUUCCAAAACUGGGAAGCAGGCAUAAAUUCAGAAGAGAAACCCAAGAGCCUGUGGGAGGAAUUGGCAGACAUUGGUGAGGAGUUUGUCGAGUUCUUAGAGAAGGAGCUCAACGUCAAUAAUUCAAAUUCUGAAGAGACUGGUGGUGAUGACUCGCUGAAGGAAAACUCAUAUACAAAGUCAGGGGAAGAGAAAAGGAAAGAUGGUAGCCGAAAUGAAGGCAGUAUCGAGAAUAGCAUUGAUGAAAUUGAAGCUGCUCUUGCUCAAUUGAAAAAGGAAUUGGGACUGUAGGGGCAUUCUCUCCAGUCACCUUUGAAGCAUCUUCGUGGUAAUGGUAUUCCAAGGGAAAGACUUUCUCACCUAUGAGUUUAGAGACGGUGCUGGGAGCCAAGCUGAUGCCUAAUCUUUUGCUCAAUUGUCCACUUCCGGAGGUGUUUUGAUUUUGCCAAAGCGUAACAUGUAGUGCACCUGUAUUUCUUAUAUUGAGAAUAUUCAUGUAAAUUCUUUUACAAGUUGUACCAUCCACUUUCAUUUCCAGAAUCCCAAUCCACCUAAGGUUGAUGUAACACGAAAUAUUAUUAUUAAAAUAAUUUCUUCAAUUGUACCAAAA